Eurytemora carolleeae is the source of this 2151-nucleotide messenger RNA. Its product is annotated as bifunctional arginine demethylase and lysyl-hydroxylase PSR. Bases 790 to 1872 code for a protein of 360 amino acids. The record is from RefSeq and is a predicted model, not a curated record. The transcript is spliced from 18 exons. Lineage: Eukaryota; Metazoa; Arthropoda; Copepoda; Calanoida; Temoridae.
AUUUAAACCUGGUUAAGAACCCAAAUUGAAUCUAUUCUAAGUUGAAUUUUGGUUUGGCGAAAAUUUUACUGGCCAGUGUGCAGGAUACAAAAACUAUACAGUAAAGUUCCAAAUAAACUAGAAUGUAGAGUUAACAGGAUCGCUGAGAUCAUGUUAAAUACUGUGGAAUUGUCGAUCUCUCAUUGACCAUAUGCUUGACAUGAACUCUUGAAAGCAUUUACAGCUCUGAUCUCAAGUGAAAGUGAAUAAGUUUAACAGAUCUUACAUAUUUCAAAAUUGACAAUCCUGUUUAAGAUACUGUUUUGCAACCGGGUAGAAUAGAAGAGGGGAAAUUUGAGUACUCUCAACUCAAUUCCAGGAUGCUAGUUUCUGAAGGAAUUGAUUGGUGUGAUACAGAUCAACAAUGUGCAGGAUUUACGUUAAAGGGCCCAUGUCUGGAAGAUAUUUUAGAAGAACUUUACUUUUUUCAUCUAAUCCUGAAUGUUGAUACUGGAUUAGGAUCUCUCAACUGGAGUUAUUAUGUUACAAAGAAACCAUAUGUUCUGUUUAACGGUAGUUUUGUGUCUACUCCACUUAAACAAGAAAAUUACAGGGGGAGUGGGAAUAGACUUGAGCAAUGCCAGGAACUAGGUCCCAAAUGUCUUGCUGUUCUUACAACUGAGGAGAACAAAAAGAUGACUUUGCUGGAAGAAUUGAACCUGGAAAAAUAUCAAUCUGAUUCUUCAAAGAGUACAUUUAUCAAACCCUACCUAAGAGGUGAUUCCUUCAGGGUACAUUAUAAGUCAGUUUAUGAUGAAUUGGAUCGAUGUUGCAGUAGCCAGGAGGAAUAUUUAUUAUGAAAACAUUAAAAAAAAAUCAAAAAUAAUUUACAAAAUUAUAUCCAUCUAUCUAUCUAUCUAUCUAUUCAUAUAUUUUUCUAUCUAUCUAUUUAAAUUUUCAUAUAGUGGUUUGCUGCAGAUGCCCCUAGUAGACACUAGGAAGGUGUAUGAUGAAGUCAAAGAUGACCUGGAUAGAUUGGAUUGUUCAGAUAAAACCCUGUUCACAACUCAAUAUAUGGUCAAGCAGAAACCAGUCAUAUUAGUAAAUUGUUCUGGUGGUUGGCUGGCUCACAAGAAAUGGACUUUUGAUUAUCUCUUUGAUUACAAGGAGGGGGAGGUGCACUGGGUCGCAACCUAUAUGAAAAAUCUAACAAUAGUGGAGGAAGAAGACAAUAAUAUAUUACCUACAGGAACUCAGCUCAGACAAAUUUAUAAGAAUGGGGGACUUAUAAGAAUAUUUGAACAGCUCAAGAAAAGAACUAAUCUAAGAUAUGAGCUGAAGCAACACAGAAAAAAGAAAGAUGAUAAAGGGAAAUUUUUUGAGGAAUACUCCCAACCCAGCGCUAUUCUACUAGAUGUGUUUAACCAAACUGGAAUAAAAACUGAUUUUCAAUGGAUGAUGGUCGCUAGUAAAAAUACAGGCACAGGUCUGCACUUGGACAUUCAUAAUCAUAUCAGAACAGCAGGAUGGAAUACUAUUAUCUUGGGUUACAAAUGGUGGGUUUUCUUUCCGGUGGAUGUCAAUCCUUCUAAACUUUUGUGCGAUCCCGGGUGCUCUCAAAAUGUUGAACACAUGUCACAAAUGUCCUGGUUCACCCAUAUCCUCCCUCAAAUUCGAACAAGAUCAUUUUAUGGAAAGAAGCUGAUUGAAGCAAUCCAGGGGCCAGAAGAAACCGUAUAUUUGCCAGGUUUCAUGGCACAUGCUGUCAUGAAUUUAGAGGAUAAUAUUGCUAUUGGAGAAAACUUGAUACUAGAGGAAAGCGUUUUUGAUUAUAUUUAUGGGGUAAUGUUGGGAGAUUAUGCAUUAAACUCUAGAUAUCGCAGGAAACAUUAGAAGAAAAAUUCUUUAACUGGUUACAAAUAUGGCCAUUGUCAAUGUUCUAUUAACUUUAAUGAAGAUAGAUGAGAUGAUAGAUUUUUAAAAUCUUGUUGAGAAAUUUUUUAAAUUGUUUGACCACCUGCAUAAUUUAAGACUGUUCGGCUAUAAGAACAUCGUUUUUUCUUUUAUAUUAUUUUAUAGAGAUUUAUUCACUCACAAAGACAAAAUACAUAUUAAAAUGGUGUAUCAGUUGAAAUUUGUUAACACAUUUCGAAUAUAUAGUUUUACUAAAGA